AUGGCUAAAGGAACUCCUAUUAAGAAGGGCAAGGGCUCCAAGAGCAACACCCCAGUUUCCACACCAGAGGUCAAAAAUAAGAAGGUUACUAGCAAGAAUGGAACCCCAUUUUCCACUCCCAGCUCUACACCAUCGAAAAAGGCUAAAAAGCCGGUCAAGCAAAGUGAUAAGCAACGCACGAAACUAUCACUAAAGCCUUCUCCAUCUGAGCCCGAGACAGUGAUCCCCAAAGACAGGAUCUUGCGUGCUGUGGAAGAAUUGCAAAAGUUCACCGCUAGCGAAAAGGAGAAAAACGACCAAUCCAAUCAGUUGCUGGAUGACGAGGAGCUCGACAAGCAGGUGGAAUUGAUUGCCGUCAAUACCACCUCGUUUUCUGAGAAUAGGAAAACGUUCAAGCCCAAGCAAUUCAAGAUCGAACACUCUCUGUUCAGACCUUGGAAAACCGCAAGCGAGACCUCUGUCAAGGACUUUAAACUUUUGCUCAUCUUGAGAGACCAGGAUGUCUCCAAAGUUACGGAGGAUGCUCUUUAUGAUCAAUUGAAAGACACUGGUGUUACCGUGGACACAGUGAUUUCAGGAAAUGAUCUCAAAACGAAAUAUAAAGUGUUUGAAAAAAGACGGGCUUUUGUCAAUGAAUACUCCCUCGUUUUGGCGGAUGACUCUCUUGUCACAGCUCUACCAAAGCUUCUAGGUGGCAAAGCGUACGAAAAAGUCGCGACCACUCCAGUUCCAAUCAAGACCAACAAAAAUGGUACCUUUUCAUUCACUACGCUCGUCAACAGCGUCAAAAAAAUCUACCUGCAUGUUUUACCCGCUAAGGUACCUCGUGGUACGACGAUGAGCGCUCAUUUAGGUAGCCUAGACUGGUUUUCGGCCCAAGAAUUGGCCACCAAUAUCCUUGCUGUUUCAGAGCAAUUGGUAAACGGUUCUCAAAUCAGAUCUAUUUUCUUGAAGACGAACAAAUCUCCAGUGCUCCCCCUAUAUUACAACCAAGCCGUUCUUGAUGAACUUGCUAAACUCAAAGAAGUCAAGCCAAAGGAUGCUUCUCUGCACAAAGUCACCAUCAAUGGCACAGAAUUGGAGCUGUCCCAUUUUGAUGCUGCGUUACUGGAAAUUGCAAAUCCUGAUGAGUUAGACAAAGUUUUUUCUUCACGGAUAAGUAAAGCGAACAAGAGAGCCGCGGAGGAAACUGAACAAAACCUCCCUUCCAAGAAAACCAAGGCAUAG
Molecule: messenger RNA, 1227 nt
Organism: Lachancea dasiensis
Lineage: Eukaryota; Fungi; Ascomycota; Saccharomycetes; Saccharomycetales; Saccharomycetaceae
Source: the annotation of a GenBank genome assembly